ACAUUCAACACCAGUAGCGCUGCUAAUGUAGUUUCUUCUCCCAUUUUGUCGAUAUUUCACUGAUUCACUCACACUCUCACAUUGUUGAAAUAUCGUGUUUGGUUGAUCCAUGAUUCAUUCUUAGAAUAAUUUUGGUUUUAAUCUACAUCAGUUACAUAAAUUUUGUAUGCGAUAAGAGCAAACUUUGAAUUGUCCGUUCAGAUAACAUUUUUUUGACCUUAUGGCCAUCAGUGAAGACAUUGAUAGCGGAAUGGGGUCUUUAGUUGCGAGCAGCAAGGAUGUUACCCCCGAAAAACCUAAAUCUUUGCUAGAUAGUGACCCCGACGAUGAGGAUGUCGAAGAUGAAACUCUCGCAGAGAGAUUGUACGGGCUUACUGAAAUGUUCCCAGAAAAACUAGUCAGAAAUGUGGAAGCAUUAAUAUCAAAUACUGGGAAAAUGAUAAAAGUGUGCUACGACGGAUCGCGUACGCUGUCAUGGGUGGUGUUCAGUUCGGCGGUGAUCCUGCUCACUCCGGUCGUCAUCGAGUGCGAUCGCGCCCAAAUGGAGGAGGCACAGCGCAGCCAACAAAAGGGGGUGUUGCUUGGACCAAACGCAGCGAUGUCUGGCAACUCCGGGCGGGGCAUGACAAUUAUGCCGUCACGAUAAAUCCACACUCAGCCAUCAGCGAUUACUCGCAAACUUGUUCGUUUACUGAAAAUCAUAAAUACAGCAUAAAUUGGUUAUGUUAAUGGUGUUGAUCUAGGAGCAUCUGCUUUAUAUACUAUAAUUUCGUCAUUCAAUUUAGAUUUGCCACUCUAAAUUACGUAAUUUACUAGCGAAGAAAAUUAUUAAAUCAACUAUGAUAAAGAUUGUAGGGUUUGAUUUUUCUUAGCUUAGUACAAGGCAAGUAUGAAGCUUUCAAUUUAAUAGUUUUCCCGUUAUUUAUAGGAAAUUUGUCAUCACAGUAAAUUUAUUAAAUAUAUUAAAUUUAUUAUAGUUCCAGCUCAUUUAAUAUACUUUAGAGGUGUGAAGUAUUGUAAACUACGUUAAUACUACCAAAUAACUUUACUCAGAAGGUUUUAAGUAUUGGCAGGUAUCCAAUUAAGGUACACUGAAAAUACAUAUAUUUAUUAGUAAUCUAUCUGAAAUGCAGCUGUAGUGUUAUUUAUAAUUUUCAUCGUUUCAAAAUACUCAAUUCCGAAUAGGAUGUUUUGGAUAAUUUAUUGAGUCCUGAAUAGUACUUAUGAUAAUAAUUAACUCCAUUUAUCUUGUGAUUAUUUUAUGAUUUUCUUACGACCUUAAUGAACAAGUAGUUGAUUCGAUAGUAAAUUUGUUAGCAGUUUGUUAUAAUUAGGAUGUUUUGUUAUAUUGAUUUUUGUAUUAAUUUACUGUUUAUUGCCAGAGUUUUACUCCCAAAGAAUGUCUUGUGCAUUUACCAGCAAACAUGGAAAAUAAUACAAAUUUUCUGUUGAAGGUAUGAAAAGAUGUUCGUGAAUUGAAUUUUAUUAUGAUUGAACCUUUGAUUACCGUAAUAAACUAUAAAUAGGAUUAAUGAUAUUGUAGUUUGUAGAUGUGUUGUGCAAUGUAUGGUUUUGCAUAUUAUGAAUGUAUGUAUGUUGUAUGUAAUGUGGGAUGAGAUUAAUAAUAUUGAUAAACUAGAGUA
Nilaparvata lugens (brown planthopper) is the source of this 1643-nucleotide messenger RNA. RefSeq names its product mitochondrial import receptor subunit TOM22 homolog. Lineage: Eukaryota; Metazoa; Arthropoda; Insecta; Hemiptera; Delphacidae. Gene Ontology annotation, cellular component: mitochondrial outer membrane. The record is from RefSeq and is a predicted model, not a curated record. The transcript is spliced from 4 exons. Bases 221 to 646 code for a protein of 141 amino acids. Gene Ontology annotation, biological process: intracellular protein transport.